UCGAAUCUAAAGGGGGGAGAAGUUACAUAUAUUAACAGCUACACAAAAACACCUGACGGUGCAAUUGAUAAGUAUGAAGAAUUCUUGAAGCAAAUUAAUAAAGUUGAAACAUAAAACCAUUUCCGGCAUAUUGCAAAAGUUGUACACAAAAAGAGAAAUUGAAAAUCAAAAAGACACCAAAUUUCCGAGAAUUAGUAAAUUGGGGAACAUAUUGAUUAGCAAGCAGUUUUAUUUAGUUCACAUGGAACAAAUUGAUUAGCAAGCAGUUUUAUUAAAUUCAUAUGCCAAAAGUAAUUAGUAAGCAAAUAUUGUAACUAGAAUAUAAGCUUCAUUUUAAAUUGAAUAAAUAAUUUAAUUCAGUCUGAUUCGAGAGCCCAAACCCACUUGUUGUCUUUUGGUUAAUCGGGUAAAACUAUUUUUUAAAAACGCCCGGACGCACCGAAAUUACUUGAAUCAUGCGGCCAUCUUCGUUUCGGUCAUUGUCCAUACAUACUUUCAUACAUACUAUUUCGGUUGUCUAAUGGAAAAUAAACAAAUUAAUUAUAAACGUGUUCCUCAUCGUUAAAGAAUGAAAUUAACACAAUAUAAAAUGGAUAAACGUUCAAAUAGCUUAAUUUAGUUGAAAUGUGUGUUUUCUGCACAUUUGUAUGAGUUUCCUCGCCGUCCGGCUUUCAGUUUUGUGAUGUGUACGACCCCCUGCACACCCCCCAUAAAGUCAUUUUGUUCAAAGCGAGGUGCACUCUCGCGAAGUCAACGCAAGAGAGAAGUUUUGCCAAAACCGACAUCGAUAGUUUUCGAAAACUAUCGAUACUGGCGACGGUUUUCAACUAUUGAUACUAUCGAUAGCAUCCCAGCUCUAACUCGUAUCGUUUCAUUCCUACGUGAACGUAAAAAUUUGUACUUAAACUGGCUGAACCAAUUAGAAAUGCCAAACUUAAAGGAUAAAUCGCAUACUGGCCAGAAACACCGGUCUAAAUCUUCUUCGCGAUGUACUGAGGAAGACGUGCGAAAAAAUAAUUUUGUGUCUAUACCGAAUACAAUUAAACUUAGCAUGCUGAACAGUGGGCUUCUUUCGUUUGAGAAAAUCAGAUUGGAAGCUAGAGAUGAGAACAACUCCUUUUCGAAAACUAUACCACACUUUCCAAUAAAUAAGGCGCAUUUUCUUAAGCUGUGCGAAUUACGUAGAAAAUUUCCUGUGCUUUAUAAACUUGAAUUUCAAACGGCUGCCAGAGUGGAAACAAAUAUGUGUAGACACGCAUUGAGGAAAAACAAUCAAGAAAAAAACCAGAACUCUAAAUGCAUUCCUUAUGAUUACAACCGCGUUGUCCUCAAAAAGACAUCAGGCGUUCCUGAUUCAGAUUAUAUUAAUGCUUCAUAUGUUGAUAGUCUUCUGAAGCCGAACGCAUAUAUUGUUUCUCAAGGUCCAGUUGAAGAAACUGUCAAUGCUUUUUGGCAGAUGGUAUGGCAAGAGAAUAUAAGUGCUAUAAUUAUGCUUACUAAGACGUUUGACUUUGCCAAAGUUAUGUGUGUUCAAUAUUGGCCUCCAAACAUGGAAGUACAUGAAACUUAUGGAGAUAUUCAUAUAAAUAUUGUACGCGAAGAACAGCUUGCUAAUUUUCACAUCAGAACUUUCCGCUUGUACAAAGUAAACGAAAUGAAAGAAAUUGCCGAUGAACGCCUUAUAUUGCAAUUCCAUUACACAGAGUGGUAUUCGCAUUCGUGCCCAUUUUCUAAUGCGAUCUUGGAAUUUCGACGUCGAGUACGUUUAGUUGUGGGAAAUAUCAUUAAAGGUGACGAUAUUAAGGGGCCAAUGCUCGUGCAUUGUAGCGACGGAGGCGGUAGAUCUGGGGUAUAUUUGUCUAUUGAUGCAAAUCUAGAAUUGGCGGAAGAAGAGGAAUGUUUCAAUAUUUUUGGUUAUCUGAAAAAACUACGGCAGUCUAGAAAGGGACUGGUAGAAAAUGUGGAGCAAUACAAAUUCACCUACGAUACCCUAGAAGAGCAUGUAAUAUGUGGAAGAACUUGGUUUCCUGUAUCCGAACUCUCCGACCGCUUAAAAGUUAAAGCCCGGAGAAAUCCUCUUACAAAAAUGAAUGAAUAUCAAUCAGAAUAUGACAAAAUUUGCAAGCAGACACCUCGAUUUACAAUAGGCGACUGCGCCGGGGGUCAUAGAGCUGAUAAUCGAGACAAAAAUCGCGAUGUGUUGUGUGUCCCUCCUGAUAAUUUUCGACCAUAUUUAACUUCUUUUCAGGGAAAUGCUUUUACCGACUACAUAAAUUCGGUUUUUGUGGACGGAUAUACCAAACCACGAGAAUAUAUAGUUACGGAAUGGCCACUUAAACACACAUUAGGUGAAUUUUGGUCUCUCGUCUACGAUCAAGAAUGCUCCGUAGUCGUUGUUCUAUGCCAACCACCUCUGAUCUCUCAGAAUUUCCCUUCAUUUUGGCCACAUAAAUCAAAAAUAGAGAAGUACGGACCGGUAUUCUCUGUUCAUAGUGUUUCUUCCAAAAGCUACGCUAAUAUUAAACAAUGGGAAUUUAAAAUAAAUAAAAAGAUUGUAUCUCUAACAGAAAUGAUGGCAGGUGUUAAAGCUCCCACCAAAACUGUUCAGUUAUUUCAACUCGCAUGUUGGCCAAUGGGGCAUAAAGUACCAACCUCCACCAACUCACUUGUUUACCUGAUGAAUAUGGUAGAGGUUUGGAGACAGAAAGUUGAUUACGGUCCCGUUUGUGUAGUUUCUCCAGAUGGUCGAAGUCGUGCUGGAGUUUACUGUGCAGCUAAUGCAUGUAUUGAACAAGUUAUUCAGCAUGGAGAAGUUGAUGUUUUCCAGGCAGUUAAAACGGUUCGCCGACACCGACCGCAACUUGUUGAAAAUAUGACAGAAUACAAAUAUUGUUACGACUUAGUUUUACAUUAUGUUCUUCAUUUUCUUAAAAAAUAAACGUCUAAUGUAGGUA
Rhagoletis zephyria (snowberry fruit fly) is the source of this 2954-nucleotide messenger RNA. RefSeq names its product protein tyrosine phosphatase 36E (gene Ptp36E). Gene Ontology annotation, molecular function: protein tyrosine phosphatase activity. The record is from RefSeq and is a predicted model, not a curated record. Gene Ontology annotation, biological process: protein dephosphorylation. NCBI's taxonomy places the organism in Eukaryota, Metazoa, Arthropoda, Insecta, Diptera, Tephritidae.